CAAAAUUACUCCAUUUCUCUGUCAGCAGCGUUGUCAUAAACUUGAUGGCUGCCUAUGCUUACGCGCGUAAAUGUGUAAGUGUGGGGUAUACAAGAGAAAUUAAAUACAUCGUUGUCGUUUCAUGUAUUUGCACAAAAUUCGCUUGACAAACUUCAAUUCCAGUUGCGGCUAAUCAGUUGAGUUUGAGCCGCAAAAGUGAAUACAACAUCAUUUAAAGUGAACGAUAGAAAGUGAACUUUUUGUGUGAAUCUAUGACGAUGCUAUUAGCAAGCAAGUAAACCAAUCCUUGCGCUGAUGUUUUUUUAUUUUUUAUUUAUGGCUUUUAUUAUUAAUAUAAAGCCGGUAUUUUUGUUUAACGUGAACGUUGCAUUCCUCUAAUGCUUUCGCUUGGACUAAAGGAAUUCUUUUUGAACUAAAGCAAAUCUUGUAAGAGAUUAAAUUAAAAAAAAAUACAAAAAAAAUAAAGAUAAAAAAAAAUUAUGUAAAAAAAGAAAGUUAAGAAAUAAGUACUUUAGAUAAUUUACUGAUGACUGCUGGUGUUAAGGCGAAAAGAAAAAAGAGAAACAAAAUAUGAAAAUAUUCCAAGAAAAGAAAUAAACUUGAAAACAUCAAAUAAGACGUAACAGCUGAAAUUAUGUUUAAAUUGAGUUAAAAUAUAAUUUUUAUGUUGGCAUGUGCACCGACUACAGCAACAACAAUAACAACUGGCAGAUGAUACAAUCAGUCAGUAGAUAAUCGUUAAGGAAUAAACUUGUUUUCAACGCAUUGAAGUUAAACUUCUUUUUCAACGUAAAAGGACUGACUUUUUCGUAUAGCCAACAGUUGUGCGUCUGCUUACUCGCUUUAAAUAUAAAUAUAUACCCCAGUGUCUCUUUGUGCGUGUUUGUGUUUUUGUGCGUGUGUGUAUUUUCAUAAUAUUUAAUGCAAAGAUGCAUCUGCCGUUAACACAUUUUUGGAUAACUUUGACAUUUACGUUGCUUGCGGGCUUUAGCUUAUGUGCUUCGCAAUCUCCUCCAGUGCAGAAAUUUCGUGUGACUCCGCACGAUUUGCAAAUACUGGAAGGCACCGACACGCUAUUACGCUGUGAGGUCGCAAAUCGUGCCGGUCAGGUUCAGUGGACAAAAGAUGGUUUUGCUUUGGGCUUUUCCGCGGUUAUACAUGGCUUCCCCCGAUACUCGGUUCUGGUGGAUGCUGCGAACGGUAUCUACAAUUUGCAAAUUAAAAAUGCUUCACUUGAAGACGAUGCGGAAUAUCAGUGUCAAGUGGGACCAGCUGCAGGCAAUCCUGCUAUUCGAGCCAACGCCAAGUUAAGCAUAGUCGCUGCUCCUAGUUCUAUAGCUAUUGAUGGUUACGCGCAAAAUGCCAAAGUCGAAAUAAUAGAAAAACAAAAUUUGACGCUUAAAUGCAUUGCACAGAAUGCUAAUCCUGCAGCUGAAUUACUUUGGAAUCGCGACAACACACCUUUAGUUGCAAUUCAAGCACGUGUUGAGGUGACCGAAACAUCUGCGAAACGUUUUACUACAAUUUCUACUAUAACUUUACAACCGACUGCCGAUGAUGAUUAUAAAGACUUUUCAUGCGAAGCCAAACACAAGGCCUUACCACCCGAUGUACCCAUGCGUUCUACAGUACAACUAUCGGUUUUGUAUCCUCCUGGUACACCAUUUUUUGAGGGCUACAGUCAAGGGGAGACAUUAAGACGAGGACAAAAUGUAAAAAUUUCAUGCCGCAGUAGGGGUGGCAAUCCUCCCGCUCAAUUAAUUUGGUAUAAGAAUGGGUUACCUAUUAGUUCACCUCAACGAACUUCAGGUCGUCUGUCGGAGAAUGUUUACAGUUUUGUAGCUGAAGAACAAGAUGACGGUGCGAAUUUAGUUUGCGAAGCUAAAAAUAUACUCUCUAACACUGCCUUUAAGACUGAAGUUAAUUUAACUGUUUUAUUUGCCCCCAAGGAAGUCACUAUAAAUGGAGCCACGGAGGCUAAAGUGGGCGAUGUAGUGCAGUUAACUUGUCUUACGGCACCGUCUAAUCCAGCAGCACGCAUUAGCUGGUCUUUAAAUGGUCGCCCGUUAGGUAACAACACAUAUAAAACAUUGCGUUCAGCAACUGGCGGCGGUUGGAUUAGUUCGUCGAACGUUUCCAUAAACAUAGAUACAAAUAGUCGUACGUUUGUGGCUGUUUGUCAUGCUCUUAAUGUAGAAUUAACGCAAAAUAUUGUUGGUUCGCAUAGUGUGCAUGUGCUAUAUCCCCCAUCGCCACCCUUAUUGACGGGCUAUAAUGACGGUGAUGUCAUCAUUUCGGGUUCAGUUAAAAAGUUGCAAUGCUCUUCGUUGGGUGGCAAUCCUCCACCAAAUUUAACUUGGUAUAAGAAUGACAAAAAAUUGAAUACAAUGUCUAAAGUGCAAGAUUCUAAAAUAACCUCGGAGCUUACUAUACUGGUUAAUGCGUCAGACAAUAACGCCAUUUACAAAUGUGAGAUACAAAGUUCAGCUAUUGAGAUACCAUUGUUUGCUACAAAAACGUUAAGCAUACAUUUUCCUCCGGAGACAGUUAAAAUCACAGUAGAGCCGAAAAAUUUGGUUCCUGGUACAAGAGCCAAGUUGAUUUGUGACUCUAGUUCAAGCAAUCCCCCAGCCAAGGUGUCUUGGUGGAAGGAUGGUAUACCGGUGGAAGGGGUAAAUCUUUCGAAUAAGCCAGGAUUAUGGGGUGGUUCCGUAACCACCUUGGAAAUAUAUGUGAACAUAACUCAAGAUUUGGACGGUAUAGUAUACACUUGCCAGAGCAAUAAUGAAAUCUUGCAGCGCAGUGUUCAUGAAACCAUUAGCUUGGAUAUUUUAUAUCCCCCGAAAUUCGAUAACACUCAAACCAAUACUUAUGUGGGAAUUGAAGGCGAACCUUUGCAUAUAGAAUUACAUGCUUCGGGAAAUCCUAUGGCUAUGACUUAUACGUGGACUAAAGAUGGUUUACCUAUUCUAUCUAAUGGUAUUCAAGGCCAACGUAUUUCAUCUGAUGGGCCCGUCCUUAAUAUAAGUAGAAUAUCGCGAAAUGAUGCCGGCAGUUAUAUUUGUGAAGCCAUGAAUUCCCAAGGCACUACCAUCAUGGAAGUACAGCUAGUUGUGGAAUAUCCCCCUCAUAUAGAAUCAGUGUCUGAGGGUGCAAGUUUCGUGCCUGGCGAAGAUGCAGUUCUAGCUUGCAGUAUUAUGGCUCGACCUUUGUCCUCCGAACAUGUCACUUGGCUGCGAAGUGGCUAUGACUUGAAUGGUCGGACUACCACCACUUACGACAAUGGAACGUCGUAUUUGCACAUAAGCAAUGUUCAAAAAUCAGAUAUUGGCAACUUUACUUGUGUAGUGAAUAACCGAAGAGGUCCGCCGGCACAGAAAGAGGUCUUACUUAUAGUCCAAUCCGCCCCCGAACUUGAUCACUCUCCGUCGUAUACCCGAUUCGCCGGACGUUUAGGUGAACGGACACGAUUGACUUGUAGAGCUUUGGCAGCACCUCAACCUAAUUUUAUUUGGCGCCGUCAGGGCAAGGAUUUAAAGAUGCGCCGAAAUAAAUUCAAAGCUAUAGAUCGUAGAUUGGAUGCCUUUACCUAUGAGUCAACUUUGGUUAUAGAAAACACGUCAAAUGACGAUUAUGGCCAAUAUGAAUGUAUGGCACGUAAUGCACAUGGUCAAGCUAGUACCACGUUGGAGUUUUCUAAGCCUAUGCGGCCAGACACUCCGCUCGAAUUGUUGGUAAACAAUGUUACAGAAAAUGGGGUAGAUCUGUCUUGGAUACCAGGCUUUGACGGUGGCCUGCCAGUUUAUUAUCGUUUACGGUUUAAAGUAUACAAUGAAGACAAAUACAAGUACAUCGAUGGCAAGCCGGGUAGCUUAAAUGUCACCAUUGAUGGUUUAAAGGCAGGCAGUACGUAUGUCUUUUCUGUAAUGUCUGCUAAUGAAGCGGGUGGCAGCAAAUUCUUGCCUGAUAUCAAAUUAACUUUAGCAAAAGGAUCUACACCUUUAUCAGCAGAAUUAAAUGAAAAGGAUGAAAUGCCUAAUUUUAUGAUAAUUGGUAUAACAUCGGCUGCGAUGGUUUUAUUAAUACUGAAUGCUGCUUUGGUAGCUUGGUUUGUGAUUAGACGACAAAAUAAAAAUGCAAACGAAGUAGAAGCACCCAACGAUGAUGCAUAUUCUAAAGAGGACAAUCAGUCGGUGUAUAAGUUACCCAUUUCUGCUUUGCAGGCCGAUGUACAGAAACAACCUACUGCCACUUAUUUGGUUGAAAAUGUUGAUAUUAUACAAUCCACUUCGUAUCCACCUAAAUAUCAGGAGAGUUCAAUGUGCACACCGCCUUAUGCGUGCAAUCCAGACUUUACACGUACCCUACCCAAUCCUAAAAGACAUAGCAGCCGUAACGGCAUACCCGAAUCGGCACGUUCCAAAGAUGAUCAUAUGAUUAUGUCGAAUGGCAUUUAUAUUCCCUCACCAUCUCCAGCAUCGUCAUUGGUUAUUAAGGGCAGUUACAUUUCUUCGCCUUCUCCGGCGCCACCUCCAGACGGUUCUUACUUCAAUAUGAGUGACAAGUAUAUUUCGUAUCCACCAGUGGCCUACUAAAUGAAUGAAAACUAAACUUAAGCAACGGCCAGCAAUAUUAGCAUGACACAGAGCUUAUACUGCCGGAUAGACUGAAUGAAUCAUUCAAAUGAAAAAUCCAAAAAGAAAAGAAAAGAA
Molecule: messenger RNA, 4712 nt
Organism: Glossina fuscipes
Lineage: Eukaryota; Metazoa; Arthropoda; Insecta; Diptera; Glossinidae
Product: nephrin
Exons: 14
Coding region: 930-4595 (1221 amino acids)
Biological process (GO): cell-cell adhesion
Cellular component (GO): cell-cell junction
Molecular function (GO): cell adhesion molecule binding
Source: RefSeq, a predicted model, not a curated record